Molecule: messenger RNA, 1851 nt
Organism: Drosophila novamexicana
Lineage: Eukaryota; Metazoa; Arthropoda; Insecta; Diptera; Drosophilidae
Gene: ich
Product: ichor
Exons: 1
Coding region: 1-1851 (616 amino acids)
Biological process (GO): embryo development; embryonic pattern specification; regulation of transcription by RNA polymerase II
Cellular component (GO): nucleus
Molecular function (GO): RNA polymerase II transcription regulatory region sequence-specific DNA binding; DNA-binding transcription factor activity, RNA polymerase II-specific
Source: RefSeq, a predicted model, not a curated record
AUGAAGUUGUGCAGCAUGAACGGGCCAAGUGAAUCAGAAGUCGAAAGCCUACUGAUGAGCCCCUGCUGGGGACCCACACAGACCGGCAGCCAGGACCAAUAUCUGCUGGACGGACACAAGCUGCUGCUGGAGCACGACCUUGACUCGCUGCCCAGCGAUGCGGACCAGAAGAACUCGCUGGAUGUGCUGGACAAUCUGCUGUUGAACAGCUCCUCGCUGAAUGCGCUGUCCGACCUGAAGCCGCUGCCACCCUUCACCGGCUAUACCGGCCACCUGUCCAUCAAUGGCAUCUCCGGCCACCACUAUCAUGCGAUCGCCCAGCGGCUGCCCGACGAGAGCAACAACAACUACAUACAGAGCGCCUAUCAGCAACACCAACACCACCAGCAGCAGCAGCACCAGCAUCAGCAUCAGCAGUCGAACAACGGCAAUCAGAAUGCGAAUCCCACGUCCACAACGGCUGCGACGACGUGCAGCGGAACGGGCGGCGGCGGUGGUGGCAAUGGCGGCUCCUCCCAGGAGCAGAAUAUCGUAUCCUCGUCAACCGGCCUGCCCGAGAGCGUACUCAGCGCAGAUGCGGACGCCUGCCUGAACGAUGUCAAGCUCUUUGCCGAUAGUCAGUUAGAUUCUAAGCUCUACUCCGUAGCGGACAGCUGUGUUAUGAACGCCACUGGGCACACAGGCGGCAAUGGUAGCGGAGGCGGUAAUAAUGGUGGUGGUGGUGGUGUCUCCUCUCUGGCCAGCAGCGGAUCCACUCUGACGCCCAUCGACCAAGUGGCCGACUCGCUGCACGGCAGCGGAGUGCGCAUCUACAAGGAUCUGACCGAGUACGUGGACAUGAACAGCAUUGAUGACAUUGCUGCGAUUAUUGGAUCUGCGAUAGCGGACACCACGGUGCCCAAUCAGCUGGACAAAGAGGAGGGCAACGAUACGCGCGACAGUUGGAUGGAUCUGGACGCCUGGAUCGAUGGCAACUGCAUACAGCAGGAGGGCAAGGUGCUCGUCUCGCAGCAGGAUUCGCUUAGCGACUUUAUGCUGCCCCACUCGCCGCUGCCGGUGCACGCGAGCAGCUCCACGCUGCAGAGUCUACUCAGCCAUGGCUAUAUGCCGCUGCUGCAGAAUCGCCUGCAGCAUGGACCACCAGGCGCGGGCUCGACGGCGGCGACAACCACCACACUAAAGACCGAGACGCCCAGUUCUACCUCAUACUGCAACGAGCUGUCGGCGGCCAGCAGCAGCUGCAGUCCGCCGGGCUCUGUGGUCAGCACCACGGACAACAAUCUGAUGAUCAAUCCGCGCUACUUGACCAACAAUCCCAAUUCCAGCCAGCAGCAGCAGCAGCAACAGCAGCAGCAGCAGCAGCAGUCGGCGUACCAGCUGACGCCCAACGGCGGCCUGUCUGGCGCUGGACUGAAGGACGGCGGACUGUGCAGUCCGGACAUGCUGAGCAAUUAUCCGCAUACGACAAGCACCACGAAUGCGCCCUCUGGCACGCCCAAGGCCAAGCGCUCCAGGGCGCAGAAGAAGUCUAGCCAGCAGCAGCAGCAGCAGCAGGCCGGCCAGGGGCAGAUCCAGGGCGAGAGUGGGGCGCCUCAGCUGAGCGCGAUGUCGCCGUCGGGCGUGGCCAGCUUCAGUGCCAGCGAUCUGAGCGGUCUGCUGGGCAAGGAGAAGCCGGUGCAUCGAUGCAGCAUAUGCAAUCGGGGCUUCCUCAACAAGUCAAACAUUAAGGUGCACCUGCGUACGCACACAGGGGAGAAGCCCUUCCGCUGCGACGUGUGCGCCAAGGCCUUUCGCCAGAAGGCGCACUUGCUCAAACAUCAACAGAUACAUAAGAGAAUUGGGCGUGACUGA